Molecule: messenger RNA, 840 nt
Organism: Prorocentrum cordatum
Lineage: Eukaryota; Dinophyceae; Prorocentrales; Prorocentraceae
Source: the annotation of a GenBank genome assembly
GUCGCAGACCACCCCGCGGCGGAGCCGGGCCACUCGCGAGUACUUCUCUUGCGAGCCGUGGAACGCGCUCGUCUCAUCGGGGGGGCGCAGGGCCCUCCCGAGAGGGCCCCCCUCGCCUUCCCGGGAGGCCGCCCCCGGCCCUCCCCCCUUGGCGCCUGGCCCCCCCGGGGCGCGCCGCCCCCCGUCGCACAUCCGCAGGAAGCUCAUGAGCGCGCCGCUGAGCAAGGACCUCCGCGCCAAGUACGGCGUCCGCUCGCUCCCGAUCCGGCGGGACGACGAGGUGAUGAUCGCGAGGGGGCACUACCACGACCGCGAGGGCAAGGUGACGCAGGUAUACCGCAAGAAGUGGCGCAUCCACAUCGAGCGCGUCACGCGCGACAAGGCCAACGGCCAGACCGUGCCCAUCGGCAUCCACCCGUCGAAGGUGACGAUCACGAAAAUCAAGCUCGACAAGGACCGUAAGGCGCUGCUCGACCGCAAGGGCGGCAAGGGCAAGAAGGGCCAGAAGUACACCGACAAGGACAUGGAGAAGUGAGCGAGGACUGGCAGUGGACUCUGGACCGGAGCGCUCCGUCUCGGUCUCCCCCUCCUCCUCGGGGUCGCAUCCACUGGCUCAUCGUCCCGUGCCCUCGCCGUGCGCACCUCUGGGCGCCUCAGAGGAGCCCCUGGCAGGUACGCCUUCGGGCUGCUCGGAGAGAGCUUGCCGGCAGGUGGCCUCGGGCGACUCAGGGAAGCGUUCUGGUAGCUGCAUUAGGGGAUCGACUACAACCUCAAUUUUUUGUCUCAGGCGAUCUUGUGAAGAACCCAACUAUAUGCAGUUGUGAGUACCGCAAAUGUGCG